AUGGCAUCAACUGUGCCUCUACCACUUCUGAAACCAAACUGGGAUUCCUUGAAUUGUGUCCCAUCUGACUUCUGCCAGCUCGGGCUGCACGACUGCCACCCUGAGCACGGGGUCUGCAGCCUGACGGGCCACCAGGCCUUCAGCUGCCGCUGCCGGGUCGGGAAGGUCGGGGACGGGACGCAUUGUGAAAGGACCUCCUGUCCGGAUUUUCCGGUCGCUGAACCGCAAAACGGAUUCUUCUCGUGUUCUAUCCCGACAUCCUCUGCAGCCAACACCUGCCAGUCAGCUAACAGCACAGAGCCGGAGUACGAAGUCGUCUGCGUGCUCCACUGUAACCAUGGUUACGACAGGCUGAUCUAUGCCGAGUACUCCUGUAGACACGACGGGAACUGGACUAUUCCUGUCGACAUUUACAGUGCAGGGAGCACGCCUUGUUUAGCUGUGAAAUGCCCAGACCUGUCUUGCCCCCUACACGGCAGGAUGACGUGUGACAGUGGCUCCUAUUUCCGCUAUCCCGAGAUCUGCAGCUUCGCCUGCGACGUCAACCCAGGCUACGAGCUGACUCCCACAAGCAGCAGUGUGAGGCACUGUCAGGCUGACGCUACCUGGUCGGGAAACGACGCAGAAUGUAUCGGCGUGUGGUGCCCGGCCCUUUCAAGCCCCACCAAUGGAAGGAUGUCCUGUAACAGCGGAUACUCCUUCCGGUAUCCCGAGACCUGCACCUUCAGAUGUAACCAUGGUUACCACCUGUCUGCCGGCAGUACCAGUCGGACCUGCCAGGCGGAUGGGAAGUGGUCGGGCAGAGCUGCCAGAUGUUGCCCAGACGGGUACAAUUACUACCGGCGAAGCCAAUUCUGCUACAGGGCCUUUAAUCAGCGGAAGAACUACAACGAUGCAGCCGCGACCUGUUCUUCUGAUGGUGGAACUCUCGCCAUGCCCCGUAAUGCGGGCAUCAACGCGUUCCUCGUCGACCUGAAGAACGCUAUGGAUAACACCGCCUUGUUCUGGUUCGGCUUGACGGACCGCGCCACAGAAGGCAGCUGGGUAUGGGCUGAUGGUGUUGAACUUGCCAAUGAACAUUUCAAGCAGUGGGGUCCAAGACAACCAGACAACGCGCAUGACAACGAGAACUGUGCGCAUUAUUGGCAAAGAAAUCACGAGCAGGUAGAAAGAAGGAACAGGUGGAACGAUCUUUUGUGUUCUGAAACCUUUCUGAAGUUCAUUUGUCAAGUCGGUACCUGAAUCGUUAUGUGUUGAUAUGAAAAUUGUUGCUUCAUAUCCAUGUCACGUACCUAAAUUUGGUCCAAUUCGACACACAUAAAUAUAUGUCAGGAAGGAGACUACGAUGUAGAAAUCGUGAUCGUAGUCUCUGUUGACAAAAAAUCCGAUCGGGAUCUCAACAGGCAGAAUCGCAGAUUUUGUCAACAGAGAUCCCGAAUGGAGUAUAUACUGGUAUAAUUGUCAAUUCUGCCAGCAGAAGCUCCGGACACAUUGACUGAAGUACCUCUUUGAAUUUUUACACAAGUUUUUAAGCUUUCAAAACCAUGACUUACAUGCCUUUGCACAGAGGAACUGGAACUAUAAUAUAGACACAUAUACUUGACACAAAGAGUUGCAUUUAGACUUUCUUGGUAGAAUGUUACCAUUUUCUUAUAUCCUCAGCCACAAGUUCAACUUCACGUUCGUCUGAAAAGUGAAAAUUAACUUAAAAAGCGAGCUGAAAAAGUGGCUAACCUGACAGGACUCCGGCUCAAAAAUCCUGUGCUUUUCCCGAAAAAGGCGGAAAAUCUUUACAAUGUCUGGAUGAGGAAACGAAUGGGGAAACGAAUAUCUACUAGGUUGAAAGGGCAAAGCUGA
Messenger RNA from Branchiostoma floridae (Florida lancelet), 1857 nucleotides. Its product is annotated as sushi, von Willebrand factor type A, EGF and pentraxin domain-containing protein 1-like. NCBI's taxonomy places the organism in Eukaryota, Metazoa, Chordata, Leptocardii, Amphioxiformes, Branchiostomatidae. The record is from RefSeq and is a predicted model, not a curated record. The transcript has 6 exons. The coding region runs from base 1 to 1242 and encodes 413 amino acids.